UCUGUCAAUCCCAACUGUCAAGUCAAAAUAAUCUUUGUUUUGUUUAUGUAUGUGCGCUUUAUUUACGUUAUUUUAAAGAAAAUAUGUGUAAACAACUACAUAAAUAACAUAGUAAAAGUUUCUAACUUUAAUUUAAAAUGUCCGUGCCGUGUGAUAUGUUGUUACACCCCUAUCUGCUAUCUAACCAACAGUUGAUAUCCAGCCUGCAAGAGAGGCACCUGUGUGUAAAUUUGGAAGAGAUGGAUAGGGAUCAUUUGUUAGAGUUAUUCCAUCACUACUGUGUUCCUCUGAGUCAAAGACGCUAUAGAGACUCCGGUCGCGGCCGGAUAUUGAAUAAAAACCGGAACCUUCCAGCAGACAGUACACCAGACUGGGUUAAAUCAGAAAACUUGAAUAAAGCUGUAAAGCACCACUCGGAGAGGAUAAAACCACCGCCAGACCUGCUGUCUGGACAUAUUAAAAGAAUAAAAAUAAGUGUAGAGGUAGAAGCUACACCCAUGACAGAAGACUCACAUGAAACACAUAAAAGAAAAUACUCAAUGGAUACUUCCGACACGUCAGCUAAUAAUGCAGAGACGCCAGUAAAGAGACAGAGAAAACACCAAGCCAUCACUUGGCCGUGAUCU
Messenger RNA from Plutella xylostella (diamondback moth), 626 nucleotides. RefSeq lists its product as uncharacterized. NCBI's taxonomy places the organism in Eukaryota, Metazoa, Arthropoda, Insecta, Lepidoptera, Plutellidae. The record is from RefSeq and is a predicted model, not a curated record. Gene Ontology annotation, cellular component: tRNA-splicing ligase complex. Gene Ontology annotation, biological process: embryonic morphogenesis.